UCUCACAUUCUUUCUCUCAGGAUCUUCAAGCGGGUCUUCUAAGCUCCCUCUUCCCCAGGACGUUGGAGUCACAGCCUCAGAUCUUUCUCUCCAAUCCCACGAGGUCCACCAUGGGACGCCCCCCACCCUGUGCAUUCCAGACGUGGAUCCUUCUGUUUCUGCUAAUGGGAGCGUGGGCAGGACUCACCAGAGCUCAGGGCUCCAAGAUCCUGGAAGGUCAGGAGUGCAAACCCCACUCCCAACCUUGGCAGACAGCCUUGUUCCAGGGCGAGAGACUGGUCUGCGGGGGUGUCCUGGUCGGAGACAGAUGGGUCCUCACUGCAGCCCACUGCAAAAAAGACAAGUACUCCGUGCGUCUGGGUGAUCACAGCCUUCAGAAAAGAGAUGAGCCCGAGCAAGAGAUCCAGGUGGCUCAGUCUAUCCAGCAUCCUUGCUUUAACAGUAGCAACCCGGAGGAUCACAGCCACGACAUAAUGCUCAUUCGACUGCAGAACUCAGCAAACCUCGGGGACAAAGUGAAGCCCAUCGAGCUGGCCAAUCUGUGUCCCAAAGUUGGCCAGAAGUGCAUCAUAUCAGGCUGGGGCACUGUCACCAGCCCUCAAGAGAACUUUCCAAACACCCUCAACUGUGCGGAAGUGAAAAUCUACUCCCAGAACAAGUGUGAGAGAGCCUACCCGGGGAAGGUCACCGAGGGUAUGGUCUGUGCUGGCAGCAGCAACGGGGCCGACACGUGCCAGGGCGACUCGGGAGGUCCUCUGGUGUGCAACGGGGUGCUCCAGGGCAUCACCUCAUGGGGCUCAGACCCCUGUGGGAAACCUGAGAAACCCGGAGUCUACACCAAAAUCUGCCGCUACACUAACUGGAUCAAGAAGACCAUGGGCAAGAGGGACUGAUCCUGGGGAUGGGCGGUCAAUAAAGACCACUGCUGGCUCCUCCA
Molecule: messenger RNA, 937 nt
Organism: Rattus rattus (black rat)
Lineage: Eukaryota; Metazoa; Chordata; Mammalia; Rodentia; Muridae
Gene: Klk8
Product: kallikrein related peptidase 8
Exons: 6
Coding region: 111-893 (260 amino acids)
Biological process (GO): memory; proteolysis; neuron projection morphogenesis
Molecular function (GO): serine-type endopeptidase activity
Source: RefSeq, a predicted model, not a curated record